Molecule: messenger RNA, 787 nt
Organism: Aaosphaeria arxii CBS 175.79
Lineage: Eukaryota; Fungi; Ascomycota; Dothideomycetes; Pleosporales
Exons: 1
Coding region: 253-534 (93 amino acids)
Source: RefSeq, a predicted model, not a curated record
CCAGGUACUCCCAUUCGAUUAAGCAAACUAAAGCUGCGAAAUGAAUUCCUUCCUAUUGGUAUCUCCUCAUAUGCUAUAGUCUUUGUGGACGAUAAGCUUGCCGGUAAUGCUUUGGCAUGCCGGUGGCCUGUUGGUGGCCAGGCCAUGUACUGAAUUACGCUGUUAGUCGUUCAUCGCAAUUUUCGUCAACGGGGCCUUGCUCGUGGCCGACUUGAUCAAAUCAGCAGUGACGGAAGUGAUGUUUACGGCAUCAUGAGCUCUCAUCGAGCUGCUUGUCUGGCUGCUGCAAGAGCACUUGCACGUGAGUUUAGCACGUUUGAUAUUCUUAAAGGCAUCAUUUUUGAUGCCGAAGAUGCUACCGGUCGCGUUUGCUGCGGGGACUCUGCGUUCUUCGUUGAUCACGGUGAGCCGCUUGAGGUUUUGGCGCAGGUGCGAGAUACCAAAAAGUGGCCGCUGGCUGAACUGUUUGAUGGCGACGAAUUGCUUUUCGGAGCUACACUUCCUUACCACUCGUGGCCUGACCGAACGCGCUAGAAGACCAAAUCUGAAGCCAAUAAUAUCUGAGAUAACUACACUCUGUUACAAAAAUAUUAUCUAGAAUUGCGAGGGCACCUAUACCAUUUCAAAGUACAGGGUAAAUUGAGCUAACUAAAUUGCUAAGAAAUGUGGUUCAUGACAGUGUUCGCAUUAGAUGUAGUCUACUCAUGUCGAAGCUGUCUAUCGUCAAAAGUAGUGGCGCUGAGGUUGCUUUGCAUGGAAUGGCAGCUGAACGAAUGAAGCCAAGUGA